AUGCAAUUAUCAAUGCAACAACAGUUAAAUCUUGAUGACCUACUUUUUUAUCAAAAGAAAUGGAUCUUAUCAACUGUUGAUAACUGGCUAGAUUAUAUAGAGUUAUCUUCAAAGAAUCCCUUAAUCAAAAUAAAUAACGAAAGUCAUAAAUCAGCAUCAAUUUAUUAUUCUCUCAUUGAUCGCUUGGCCCUUCAAUAUUUUCGCGCUCUCCGAGCUGGUUCAUCCUCUGAGAGUUCAUCAUUUGCAUUGCGUACAGUUGAUACAAAUUUACAUGGAAAUCAGCCAGAUAUUUACUUUCGCGAUGAUAUUCUCAAGAUUGAACCUGGAAAUGUAGAGAUUGCUAAAGAUAGUAUAGUAAAAGAUACAGAUAAAUACAAUCUAGACACAAAUAAGAGCCUUCAGGAAAAUAUCUAUGAAAUCUAUUAUAUAUAUGAUAAUCUUCUCACUUCAAAGAAGGAGAAGAUUUUUGAAAUGGAUUUUAUGGCCUUUGUGAUAUUCGAUAAUCAUAUAGAUACGUAUGUUACUAGAUUGGUCGAUUACCAACUUUAUAUCUCUACCAAGUUGCGAAUGAAUCAAACUGUGAAAAUUAUGCGCAAAGCCAAGGUGGAUGAUUCAGAUCCGUUGAUUGAUUCACCAAAAAAGUUCAAAUAUUUUUGCGACCCUCGUAUCUUACCUCCCACAAUCUCCGAAACUACUACUGAAAAAUCAGGUAGUAGGAAGAAAAACAUUAAGAAAAAUACUACUAAGAAAAAUACUAAAUAA
This is a messenger RNA of Funneliformis caledonium, 762 nucleotides long. NCBI's taxonomy places the organism in Eukaryota, Fungi, Glomeromycota, Glomeromycetes, Glomerales, Glomeraceae. The record is from the annotation of a GenBank genome assembly.